AUGGCAUUUGAAGACAAUGCGAGCAACUACAAGAGCGUCUUCAACGGCUGUCUCGGGUUCGGCGUCAAGUGCGCCGUGGUGGCCAUUGACUUCACCAAGGCUUACACCACACCUGGGAGUCCCUUCUUCUGCCCUGGUAAAGGGUAUGGUGUGGUGGAUGCUGUGGCGGAAUCGAAGCCGCUGUUGGAGCUGGCGAGGGCCAAGAGCGUUCCAAUUUUCUACACCAAGGUGUACUAUGAGCAUCCUACAGACGGCGGCGUUUUCACCCAGAAGAUCCCAAGCCUUCGCACAUGGAUAAAGGAGAACCCGCUGGUGGAGAUCGAUGAAAGCAUCACACCCCAUGCAGGUGAUUCUGUGCUCGUCAAGCAGUAUCCCUCUGCCUUCUUUGGAACCAAUCUGGCAUGCAACCUUCGUGCAAUUGGUGUGGACACUUGCAUCAUGGUUGGCUGCUCCACUAGCGGCUGCAUCAGGGCUUCUGUCCUUGAUGGCAUGCAGCAAGGUUUUCGAUGCAUCGUGCCGCGCGAGUGUGUGGGUGACCGCACGCAGAGCGUCCACGAGUCCAACCUUUUCGACAUCAACGCAAAGAACGGUGAUGUCAUGCCCAAACAGGCAGUCAUGGAUCACUUAGGCAGCUGUUAA
This is a messenger RNA of Symbiodinium pilosum, 639 nucleotides long. The record is from the annotation of a GenBank genome assembly. NCBI's taxonomy places the organism in Eukaryota, Dinophyceae, Suessiales, Symbiodiniaceae.